UGCACACAGAUAUAUAACGGCACAGCUCACACCCCUGACUCACCCCCAGCUGCCGUGCCCCGGGACAGUCCGAUCUCCGAGCUCUCAGCCUCCGUCCGCCCCACGACGACCAUGGCCAAACUUCUCCUGCUGUGUGUGGCCGCGCUGAGCUUCGUUGGCAUCGGCGCGGCCCUGCAGUGCCUGAAAUGCGACUUCACCAUAUUCGGCAUCCCCUGCCACACCAGCACUACCACCUGCGAGGAGGGGCAGCUCUGUGCUAUCAUCCGCGGCCGCGCAGCCGGCCACAAGCUGAUCAUGAAGAAGAACUGUGUUAACAAGUUGAAAUGCCACACCAACGACACCUCGACCUGGGCCGGUAUCACCUACAGCACCUCCUACGAAUGCUGCGAGGGCGACUUCUGCAAUUCGGCUGCGAGCGCCGGGGCCCACCUCUCCCUCGUUGUAGGGCUGGCCAUGCUGGGCACCUGGCUUGCCCAGGGCCUCUAAUCCCCACCCACCUGCCGGGAGUGAGGGAGAAGAAACCAUUUCUGUUGAGGGGGGGAAUAAUCCAGCCUGACAUUGCCUUUAAAUAGCCCCGCCCCUUUUCUUUUUAAAGGGGCGCUUGUUAGCCAGAGCGGAGACCCAACCUGUGACCUUUUCUGGAUUGUUCUGUUUCUUUUCGGCUAGUUUCACGCUCGGUCUCGUAACCUACCCAGGGCCCCGGUCUCCAGCCCCAAACCCGCCCCGGAGGGCGCGCUGCCAUUUUUGCACGACCCACCCCUCCCAAAAAUUCCCCCAAGAAUUGCCCGCCCUUGCCUGUGGCUCCCGAUGACACUGGCGUGUCAAUGAGGGAGCCGGGGCCGGCGGAUAAAUGCCCCUCCACGAAUGAGGUACGGGGGCACCCCCCAGCCUUGAACCCCCUUCGCUGCGGCCCUCAAUCUCGCAACAAGCCUUUGUAAGCCAGAGGUGCCCACCGCAGCCAUGAAUCUCCGGAGCCAGGCGUGCCUCGGCCCUGCGAAACUCCAGACGGGGAGGUGCAGGAGGGUCUCCCGGCAAAGACCUGGAGGCCGAUGCGCCCUGGAUUUCACAUCUGUGCCCUCGCUCAACCCCGUUGGUGGCAGCGGUGGGAUCGGCGGGGAGGAGGAGGCUGCAGCUGGGGGCAAAACCCCGCCCCCAACUCCAGCCACCGGCAUCCAGCCUCGAUGGUUGCAGUUGAUGGCUCCUCUUGUGCCCAGAGGCACCAGAGCCAUCUAGCGUGCAAAGCUCCCACGCCGGCCCCGCCCACGCCUGCGGGCAGCAGUUUUGUGCUCCCAGCCCUGCCCACGCCAGGCCCCGCCUCUUAGCCCAGCGGCAGGAUGGGCGUCGGCCCUGCGAACACCAGAUAGCAACUCCCACACGGGGAGGGCUCGGGACUUCGUCCCAAAGCCCACGGAGGCCAGGCAGGGAUAGAGGGGGCCCGGAGUGUUGUAUUGACUCCACCUGGUGGCCUGGCCGUUGGUGCUGCCCCCUGCUGGUGCGGGGUGGCUCAGUGCCUCGGUUUCUCCUGCGCUUUGUUCUCCUGAAAUGUACCCACAAUAAAAUCCUGUCUCGGCUCCGAUCGCC
Pelodiscus sinensis (Chinese soft-shelled turtle) is the source of this 1581-nucleotide messenger RNA. The record is from RefSeq and is a predicted model, not a curated record. NCBI's taxonomy places the organism in Eukaryota, Metazoa, Chordata, Testudines, Trionychidae.